Molecule: messenger RNA, 481 nt
Organism: Acaromyces ingoldii
Lineage: Eukaryota; Fungi; Basidiomycota; Exobasidiomycetes; Exobasidiales; Cryptobasidiaceae
Product: chaperone
Exons: 3
Coding region: 40-309 (89 amino acids)
Source: RefSeq, a predicted model, not a curated record
CCACUUCCUAGCAACCAAUCCCCAACACAAUACACCAAGAUGGACUUCUCCUCGUUUAGCCAGUCGGAGCAGACGGCGAUGCAGCGCAUCAUCGAGCAGAAGCAGAUGAAGGACUUUAUGCGCCUCUACACGGGGCUCGUCGAGCGAUGCUUCGACAGCUGCUGCAACGACUUUACGUCCAAGGCGCUCAGCUCCAAAGAGGAGACGUGCGUCGAAAACUGCACGCAAAAGUGGUUGAAGCACAGCGAACGGGUUGGAGCGAGAUUCCAAGAGGAGAAUGCAAAGAUGAUGCAAGGUCCGGGCAAGUGAGAGCUCCGGUGAGGAAGGAAGAGGAUAAGCCAACGACAGGGUAGGGAGAGGUGUAAGAGGCGGUGGACGAGCACGACAGCGACAAGCGUCUCGCUGCAUAGGCGAGGCGCUCUGUAUACAUAACAAACUUCACCAAUCAUCACAGACGACGAGGACCUCAAUACAGAGCAGC